AUGGAAUUGUUUGCUUAUGUAACUUGGCGGCUUUGGAUGUUGAGAAAUGACCAUCUUCAUGGUAAAAUUAAUUAUCAAACUCCAGGCUACAUUAUCUCUAAAGCUUGUUCUCUUUUGGGUGAGUUUAAGGAGGCUAACAAAAUCAAGGGGCUGCAUAAAGUGAAUAGAGAGUGUAAUUGGGAACCUCCAUGUGAAGGUGUGUACAAACUAAAUACUGAUGGUGCAGUGAAUCUUAAAAACGGAAGAAGAGGGCAUGGUGCUGUGAUCCGAAACGAGAAAGGAGAGCUUAUGAGAGCUUCUGCUCAACAAGUUGUAGGUACUUUCUCUCCAUUGGUAACUGAACUUAUGGCACUAAAAGCGGGUCUAUGCUUUGCUAUUGAUUUGAGAACCCUUCCUGUGGUAGUUGCAUUGGACUGCACAGAGGCGGUGCGUCUUAUCAAUGUCUCCGAUACUUGUAUCGCUGGGGAGGGUUUCUUAGUUGAAGAAGAGAAGUCCUUGCAAAAAUGUUGUAGUGCAAGUUGUGUCACCUUCAAACCCCGGGAAUGCAACAAGGUUUCUCAUGGUUUAGCUAAAUUCAUUUUGUAUGAAAAUGAGAAUAUGUUCUGUAUUGAGCAUGGGCCAGAAUGGCUUAUGGAAUUGGUGAAAAUAGAUUCUGAUAUUUGUAACAUUUCCUCCGAUUAA
Molecule: messenger RNA, 681 nt
Organism: Fragaria vesca subsp. vesca
Lineage: Eukaryota; Viridiplantae; Streptophyta; Magnoliopsida; Rosales; Rosaceae
Exons: 1
Coding region: 1-681 (226 amino acids)
Source: RefSeq, a predicted model, not a curated record